Syngnathoides biaculeatus (alligator pipefish) is the source of this 4587-nucleotide messenger RNA. RefSeq names its product cullin-associated and neddylation-dissociated 1 (gene cand1). Bases 249 to 3953 code for a protein of 1234 amino acids. Gene Ontology annotation, cellular component: nucleus. NCBI's taxonomy places the organism in Eukaryota, Metazoa, Chordata, Actinopteri, Syngnathiformes, Syngnathidae. Gene Ontology annotation, biological process: protein ubiquitination; SCF complex assembly. The record is from RefSeq and is a predicted model, not a curated record. The transcript is spliced from 26 exons.
CCCUUUGCAGUGACAACGGGGGCUCCGUCGAACACUUGGAAACACACCCCGAGCCGCCAGCAGUCCGUCGCUGCCGCUGGACAAGAAAACUACAAAGAAGGGACGAACCAAAGAAAGAAAAGCCAAAGAGCGGAGGCAGCCACGGCAGCGGCACAAUCACACACACACACACACACACACAAAAAGUCGGAACCGGAACACACACACACACACACACACACCCACACCGAAGAGCUGCUACGAGCGACAUGGCGAGCGCUUCGUAUCACAUCUCCAACCUGCUGGAGAAAAUGACCUCCAGCGACAAAGAUUUCAGGUUCAUGGCCACAAACGACCUGAUGACUGAACUGCAAAAAGAUUCCAUCAAACUGGACGACGACAGCGAGAGGAAGGUAGUGAGGAUGAUUCUAAAGCUGCUAGAAGACAAGAAUGGAGAAGUUCAGAAUUUGGCCGUCAAAUGCCUGGGCCCUCUGGUGAGCAAGGUGAAGGAGUACCAAGUGGAGACCAUUGUGGACACGCUCUGCACCAACAUGCUGUCCGACAAAGAGCAGCUGCGUGACAUCUCCUCCAUCGGCCUCAAGACCGUCAUCGGAGAGCUGCCGCCCGCUUCCAGCGGCUCGGCCCUGGCCGCCAGCGUGUGUAAGAAGAUCACAGGCCGCCUGACCAGCGCGAUCGCCAAACAGGAGGACGUCUCGGUGCAGCUGGAGGCGCUGGACAUCAUGGCCGACAUGCUGUGCAGACAGGGGGGGCUGCUGGUCAACUUCCAUCCCUCCAUCCUCAGCUGCCUGCUGCCUCAGCUCACCUCACCCAGGUUGGCCGUCAGGAAGAGGACCAUCAUGGCGCUGGGACACCUGGUCAUGUCAUGCGGGAACCUGGUCUUCAUCGACCUGAUUGAGCACCUGCUGAGCGAGCUGGGACGCAACGACAACAUGUCCACCACCAGGACGUACAUCCAGUGCACGGCAGCCAUCAGCAGGCAGGCCGGACACAGAAUCGGCGAAUACCUGGAAAAGAUCAUUCCACUGGUGGUCAAAUUUUGCAAUGUGGACGACGACGAGCUGAGGGAGUACUGCAUCCAGGCAUUUGAGUCCUUCGUCAGGAGGUGUCCUAAAGAGGUGUACACCCACGUCCCCACCAUCAUAUCCAUCUGCCUGCGCUACCUGACCUAUGACCCCAACUACAACUUUGAUGACGAGGAAGAGGAGGACAAUGCAAUGGAUGCCGAGCAAAACGACGAAGACUACCAAGGGAGCGACGACGAGUACAGCGACGACGACGACAUGAGCUGGAAAGUUCGGCGGGCGGCGGCCAAGUGCUUGGACGCCGUGGUCUCGACGAGGCACGAGAUGCUACCCGAGUUCUACCGCUCUGUGUCCCCCGCGCUCGUCUGCCGCUUCAAGGAGAGGGAGGAGAACGUGAAGGCGGACGUGUUCCACGCAUACUUGUCGCUGCUCAAGCAAACGCGACCCGCUCACAGCUGGUUGGCCGACCCGGACGCCAUGGAGCAGGGAGACACGCCCCUCACUAUGCUGCAGAGUCAGGUGGCCAUGAUCGUGAAGGCGCUCCACAAGCAGCUGAAGGAGAAGAGCGUGAAGACCCGCCAGUGUUGCUUCAACAUGCUGACGGAGCUGGUCAACGUGUUGCCGGGAGCGCUGACUCAGCACAUCCCCGUGCUCGUACCAGGGAUCAUCUUCUCCCUGAACGACAAGUCCAGCAGCUCCAACCUGAAGAUCGACGCGCUGGCUUGCCUCCACGUUAUCAUGGUCACGCACCCCGCCCACGCCUUCCACGCCCACGUCCCUGCCCUGGUCUCCCCUGUGGUGUCCUGCGUGGGGGACCCCUUUUACAAGAUCACCUCGGAGGCUCUGCUCGUCACGCAGCAGCUCGUCAAGGUCAUCAGACCCCUAGACAGCCAAUCGGGAGGCUCGGACGCCUUCGACCCCUCCCCUUACAUCGACGACUUGUUCAGCUGUACAAUCCGACGGCUCAAAGCCGCCGACAUCGACCAGGAAGUCAAAGAACGUGCCAUUUCCUGCAUGGGACAGAUCAUCUGUAACCUAGGCGACCACCUCCCCACCGAGCUUCACGGCACGCUCUUGAUCUUUUUGGAACGUCUGAAGAACGAGAUCACGCGUCUCACCACGGUGAAAGCUUUGACGCUGAUCGCCGGGUCCCCGUUGAAAAUCGACUUGUGCCCCGUGCUGCCCGACGCCAUCCCCAUCCUGGCGUCCUUCCUGCGCAAGAACCAGCGCGCGCUAAAACUCUGCACCCUCGCCGCCCUCGACAUCCUGCUCAGGAACUACAGCUCGGCGGUGACGCCGGCGAUGGUGGAUGCGGUGCUGGCCGAGCUUCCCCCGCUGAUCUCGGAGAGCGACAUGCACGUGUCUCAGAUGGCGCUGAGCUUCCUGUCCACGCUGGCCGUCACCCACCCGUCGCUGCUGGGCCAGCUGAGCGGGGGUAACAUCCUCGCGCAGCUCAUCGCGCUCGUCCGGUCGCCGCUGCUGCAGGGCGGCGCGCUGGCCGCCAUGCUCGACUUCUACCAGGCUCUGGUGUCGACGGACACGGCCGGCUUGGGCUACAUGGACCUGCUGCGGAUGUUGACGGGUCCGGUGUACUCCCAGAGCGCCGCGCUGCCUCACAAGCAAGCGUACUGCUCCAUCGCCAAAUGCGUGGCCGCGCUCACCAGGGCGUGUCCGGCCGAGGGCCCGGCCGUGGUCGGCCAGUUCAUCCAGGACGUGAAGAACAGCCGCUCCACUGACUCCAUCCGACUGCUGUCUCUGCUCUCGUUGGGCGAGGUCGGACAUCACGUGGACCUGAGCGGCCAAGUGGAGCUAAAGACGGUCAUCCUGGACGCCUUUUCGUCCUCCAGUGAGGAGGUGAAGUCAGCGGCGUCGUACGCUCUGGGCAGCAUCGCGGUGGGAAACCUUCCAGAAUAUCUGCCCUUCGUCCUGCAGGAGAUCUCCUCGUCCAAGCGGCAGUACUUGUUGCUGCACUCGCUUAAGGAGAUCAUCAGUUCGGCGUCUGUGUCGGGCUUGAAACCGUACGUGGAGUCGGUGUGGACGCUGCUGCUAAAGCACUGCGAAUGCCAGGAGGAAGGAACCCGCAACGUGGUGGCCGAGUGUUUGGGAAAGCUGACGCUCAUCAACCCCGAGACGCUGCUGCCCAGACUGAAAGGAUACUUGCUUUCAGGCUCAUCAUAUGCCCGAAGUUCUGUGGUGACGGCCGUCAAGUUCACCAUCUCGGACCAACCUCAGCCCAUCGACCCGCUCUUGAAGAACUGCAUAGGUGACUUCCUGAAGACGCUAGAGGACCCCGACCUGAAUGUGAGGCGCGUGGCCUUGGUGACGUUCAACUCGGCGGCGCACAACAAGCCGAGUCUCAUCCGGGAACUUCUGGACGCCGUCCUGCCGCAACUCUACAAUGAGACCAAAGUGCGCAAGGAGCUCAUCCGAGAGGUGGAGAUGGGCCCGUUCAAGCACACGGUUGACGACGGGCUGGACUUGCGCAAGGCGGCUUUCGAGUGCAUGUACACGCUGCUGGAUAGCUGCCUGGACCGCAUCGACAUCUUCACCUUCCUCAACCACGUGGAGGACGGCCUCAAGGACCACUACGACAUCAAGAUGCUGACCUUCCUCAUGCUGGCUCGCCUGUCCUCGCUCUGUCCCAGCGCCGUCCUGCAGAGGCUGGACCGACUGGUCGAACCGCUCAGAGCCACCUGCACCACCAAGGUGAAGGCCAAUUCCGUGAAGCAGGAGUUCGAAAAGCAGGACGAGCUGAAGCGUUCAGCGAUGCGAGCGGUCGUGGCGCUGCUGACGAUCCCCGAGGCAGAGAAGUCGCCGCUGAUGUCUGAGUUUCAGUCGCAGAUAUCGUCCAAUCAGGAGCUGGCAGCCAUCUUUGACUCAGUCCAGCGGGACUCGGGCUCGGCUAACAUGGAGUCCAUGGACACUAGCUAGACCGGACGCGACGCGACAGGCUGCCGACAUCCCCGCUGCCGCAGCGACAACCUGGGGCAUGUUUCCGUGACAACACACAUCCAUACACACUCGCACACGUAUUGACACAUUCUCCUCAUGAUCAGUUAUUCCCAUCAUGCAUUGCACUGAAAACGGCGUUCGGAAAAGUCGUGCGGACAAAGAUGUUUGACAAGUUUGGAAGCUCCUCCUGUUUUUCUUUUUUUUUUUUUUUAUUCCAAACGGACAACAAGUACCGCCGUGUUCUGGACUGAUCCACGGACUGGUCGCACUUCCUGCUUGAAGCGGUGGAGUUUAGCUUUGCGUCGUAGGUAUUUUAUUUUAUUUUUUUAAUCUUUUUUUUUUUUUUUUUUUUUUGCGAUGGCGACCUGCGGGAUGCUUCCGAGGACGGUCCUUUUUUUCGGACCUGUCGGCUACUCUGUUUCCUCUGAGUUACGCACAAACUUGCCCCCGACCUCGGCUUCUUCAAAAGGAAGGAAAAGGGAGGCUUCCGGCGUUGGAGCGUGUUCGCAGUCCUGACCGGACGCUUGUGGUCACCGUGGUUGUGUUCUGUUUGCUGACCGGACUGUUCCAAUCGCCCAAAACAAAAAAAUAAAGGCCCAUUUCUGCCUGCCUU